This is a messenger RNA of Penicillium arizonense, 1020 nucleotides long. RefSeq lists its product as uncharacterized. The record is from RefSeq and is a predicted model, not a curated record. NCBI's taxonomy places the organism in Eukaryota, Fungi, Ascomycota, Eurotiomycetes, Eurotiales, Aspergillaceae. The transcript has a single exon. Bases 1 to 1020 code for a protein of 339 amino acids.
AUGACCCGAAAGAAGAUCUUUUUGGUUGGAUCACCUCUUUCUAGUACUCUGAAGUGGGACAAGGAAGAACUUCUCAAUAAUCCCAUAUAUCCCUUCGAGGAAACCUACCCACAGCGUCGGAUAAGUGUGGAAGAGUCUGCCCGGGCCAAAUGGAGAGCGCUACCAUCAACACACGAAAUCGAUCACAAUAUUUCCUACCAGGGGCAUGUGGACCCGGAAUUUCUCGUCUCAGAUCAGCUGGAGGUUGCACCAGAUGCAUCGCGGCAUCUACAAGACUCGGUUCUCUCGAAAUUCUACCACCAUUCCUUUCUUGUCCACGAAACCUCCGAGGUAUCUGCUUCGGAGUUAGAGAUAGCAGACUCCACGCAGGAGAGCAGUUUGGGGGAGGAUAGUGUGAUUACAUCUACGUAUGACAAAGACGCCCCGAGGUCACCUCGCAUACUUCAUAUCCCUGGACCCCUCCGCGAUCUGCAGGACCUGCCUACGGCCAAGUACAUCCAAUCCAUUGCACCGCAAACCAUGACUGUGAACCUGAUCGUGGCGGUCCUGGCCGCUCAUCCCUCACGCCGCGUGGUUACGCGGCAAUGGAAAACCGAAUUGGACAUUGUUGAGCUCGUCGUUGCCGAUGAGACGAAGACAGGAUUUGGGGUCAACUUUUGGAUCAAACCUGAGAAUCCAUCUGUCAACGACAGUGAAACAGGGCUGGCUCGAUCACUGGCAGGCCUUCGACCCUGCGAUAUUGUCCUACUGCGUAAUGUUGGACUGAGCACAUUCCAAAGCCAGGUGUACGGACAGAGUCUGCGCAGAGGAAUGACUACAGUUGAGCUCUUACACCGACAAGCAGUUGAUGUGACGGAUGCAGUAGGAUUCUAUGAGAGCAUUCAGAGUAACGUCCAGGAUGCUCCACUACAAAAGACUCGCAAAGUACGAGAGUGGUUGCUCCGAUUCGUUACGGAUGCGGCAGGCGGUGGCUCCGGAAUGCUUGAAACACGUGGUCGACUGCCUCCGGAUACGCAGUAA